AUGCGGGGCCGGGCGGGCUGCUGGGCCGCGGCGCUGGCGGCGCUGGCGCUGCGCGUGGGCGCCCUGGUGCCGCUCGCCGAGUUCUACCCGUUCGGGCCGGAGCAGGGCGACGCCGCCACGCGCAAGCAGGACGACGGCGGCUCCGAGCUGCAGCCCAUCUCCGUGCGCUUCCCCUUCUUCGGCGCCGCGCACAGCGGGCUCUACGUCAACAACAACGGCAUCAUCUCUUUCCUGAAGGAGGUUUCCCAGUUCACGCCGGUGGCGUUCCCGAUUUCCAAGGACCGGCGCGUGGUAGCGGCCUUCUGGGCGGAUGUGGAUAACCGGCGGGCAGGCGACGUGUAUUACCGGGAGAGCAAGGACCRGGCCAUCCUGGAGCGAGCGACGCGCGACAUUGUGCAGUAUUUCCCUGAGUUCCCCCACUUCUCUGCGCAGUGGGUUUUCAUUGCUACCUGGUACCGAGUGACCUUCUUCGGGGGAAGUUCCUUCUCUCCAGUGAACACUUUCCAGAUAGUGCUUAUCACGGACGGCAAGCUCUCCUUCACCAUCUUCAACUAUGAGUCCAUCACGUGGACCACGGGUAUGCACGCCAGCAGUGGGGGGGACUUUGCUGGGCUUGGCGGCAUCGCAGCGCAGGCAGGUUUUAACGCCGGUGAUGGAAAGCGCUACUUCAACAUCCCCGGAUCCCGCACUGACGACAUCGCUGACGUGGAGAUGACGACAAAUGUGGGUAUCCCCGGGCGCUGGGUGUUCAGAAUCGAUGAUGCCCAGGUGCAAGUGGGGGGCUGCAGCAAUACAACCUCUGUGUGCCUCACGCUGCGGCCCUGCCUCAACGGGGGGAAGUGUAUUGAGGACUGCAUCACAGGGAACCCCUCCUACACCUGCUCAUGCCUGGCAGGCUUUACGGGAAAGAGGUGUCACAUAGAUGUGGACGAAUGUCUCUCCCACCCAUGUCAAAAUGGAGCCACCUGCAUCAACAACGUCAACAGCUUCAGCUGUUCCUGCACUCCAGGCUUCAAAGGCGCCAGCUGCGAGAUUGAAGAGUCGCCGUGUGAAAUCAAAGUGUGUCAAAAUGGGGGGAAAUGCCAGGUGGUCAACGGGACCGCGCUGUGCUCGUGUCAGCCAGGAUACACGGGGCAAGACUGCGAGACAGAGCUGAACGAGUGCGAGUCCGGCCCGUGCCUGAACGGAGGGCACUGCGUCGACCUGGUCGAUAACUACACGUGUGUCUGCCUGGAGCCCUUCGUGGGACAGCGCUGCGAAAUAGAUCCUUCCUCCUGUGAGGACCGGAGCUGCAGGAACCGGCAGACAUGCAACUACAUCCGUCCCGGGCGCUACAUCUGCACGUGCUCCCCGGGCUAUUACGGCAACAACUGCCAAUACGGUGGGCCCCGGGUGCCUGGCGCCUGCCUCUCRAACCCGUGCCAGAAUGAGGGCAGCUGCCUGGAGACGGAGCAGGGCUACGUCUGCGAAUGUCGCGAGGGCUACACCGGGCAGGACUGUCGGGACAAGCUGUCUGAGGGCUGUGAGUGCCGCAACGGAGGCAGCUGCCUGGAGGGGAAUGUCACCAUCUGCCAGUGCCUGCCAGGUUAUUUUGGUCUUCUUUGCGAGUUUGAAGUGACCACCACGCCGUGCAACGUGAACACGCAGUGUCCCGACGGCGGCUACUGCAUGGAGUACGGCGGGAGCUACCUGUGUGUGUGCCACACUGACUAUGGCACCAACCACACGAUACCGUCUCCCUGCGACUCGGAUCCCUGCCUGAAUGGGGGGUCCUGUGAGGUUCAUGAUGACUCCUACACCUGCGAGUGCCCUCGAGGCUUCCUGGGCAAGCACUGUGAGAAAGCCCGGCCGCGGCUCUGCAGCGUGGCGCCGUGCCGCAACGGGGGCACCUGCAAGGAGGCUGAUGGCGAGUACCACUGCGCCUGCCCCUACCGCUUCACGGGCAGGCACUGCGAGAUAGGUAAACCGGACCCGUGCGCCUCAGGGCCCUGCCAGAACGGGGGCACCUGCUUCCACUACAUCGGCAAGUACAAGUGCGACUGCCCCCCUGGCUAUUCCGGCCGGCACUGCGAGAUGGUGCCUUCUCCGUGCUUCCUGAGCCCCUGUGAGAACGGCGCCACAUGCAAGGAGCUUGGCGGGGACUACGCAUGUGCGUGCCCUGUGGGCUAUGUGGGGAAGCGCUGCCAGUCCGAGGUCGACUGCGGGGUCCCCAACGAGGUGAAGCAUGCACAGGCCUCCUACAACUCCACCAAGGUGGGCUCGCUGGCCGAGUACCGCUGUGAGCUGGGCUACACCCUCAGCCAGCACAACAACCCGCGCGUCUGCCGCUCGCUGGGUGUCUGGAGCGACCCGCCGGAGUGCGAUGAGAUUGAUGAGUGCAGGUCACAGCCCUGCCUCAACGGCGGCCUGUGCAAGGACCGUGUCGCUGAGUUCCUGUGCGUGUGCGAGCCAGGAUACACAGGCCACCACUGUGAGUUGGAGAUCAAUGAGUGCCAGUCGGAGCCUUGCAAGAACAGCGGGACCUGCAAGGACCUUGUGGGGUCCUUCGUGUGCACCUGUCCCGAGGGCUUUGUGGGGACCCAGUGCGAAACAGAGGUGGAUGCCUGCGAGUCGAGCCCUUGCCAAAAUGGAGGGGACUGCAAAAGCUUUGGAGGCUCCUACCUGUGUGUGUGCCCGGAGGGCUUCUUCGGCUACCACUGCGAGAUUGCCAGCGACCCCUGCUUCUCCAGCCCCUGCGGGAGCAGAGGCUACUGCCUGGCAAGCAACGGGAGCCACAGCUGCACCUGCAAAGUGAGCUACACAGGCAAGAACUGCGAAAAAGAAUUGCUGCCACCAACCUCAUUAAAGGUGGAAAGGGUGGAGGACACUGGUGUGUUGAUUUCUUGGCACCCGCCUGAGGACGCAGUCGCAAGGCAACUGAUUGACGGCUACGCCGUGACGUACGUAUCCUUCGACGGCUCUUACCGCAGGACAGAUUUUGUGGACCGAAGUCGUUCUGCCCACCAAUUGCGGGCACUCGCCUCUGGCAGAGCCUACAAUAUUUCUGUCUUUUCAGUCAAACGCAACGUGAACAACAAGAAUGAUAUCAGCAGGCCGGUCAUGCUCACCACGCGCACUAGGCCGCGUCCGGUGGAAGGCUUUGAAAUCACGAACGUGACGGCCAGCGCCAUCACGGUGCAGUGGGCUCUCCACCGGCUCAAGCACUCCACCGUUAGUAGGGUGCGCGUCUCCAUCCGCCAGCCUGGCGAGCUGGAAGACCGCACGGUGGAGCUGAACAGCAGCGUGGCCAAGUACACCUUCCUGGACCUGCAGCCAGGAGAGAGGUACAUUGUCCAUGUCACGACGCUGAGUGGCUUGGGCACUGAAGACCACCCCUCGGAGAGCCUGGCCUCGGCGCCCUUCCACGUGUGGACAAGGCCGCUUCCACCCCGCAACCUCACGACGUCCCGCGUUGGCGCUACCUCCGUGUCGGUGGUGUGGGAGCCGCCGCCCGCCGGCACCGUCGAGGGCUACAUCAUCAACGUCACCGCCGCGCAGAGCGUCAAGAGCCGCUACGUGCCCAAUGGGAAGCUGGCAGCCUACACCGUGCGCGACCUGCUCCCCGCGCAGCGCUACCGCCUCUCCGUGACAGCCGUGCAGAACACGGAGCAAGGGCAGGUGCACAGCGAGCCCAUCCACCUCUACGUCAGCACCCUGCCACGGGAUGGCCCCGCAGAGAGACGCUGGAGCCAGGGUGGCCACGCGCGGGUGCUGCGCGCCCGGCUGCCGCCCGCCUUCCUGCCCGAGCUGCGCCUGCUCGCGGAUCACGACGCGUCGCUGGAGCCCUCGCCGGUGCCCAGGUUCACCGAGCUGGUGGAUGGCAGAGGGAGGAUCAGCGCCAGGUUCAGCCCUUCGCCGGACAAACCUGUCACAGCACAGACACCCAAGUCCUCAGUGAUACAGCCCAAUGCUCCGAUGAGGCUGGAAAAGGUGGAGGAGCCCUGGCAGGGCAGCCAGGCCCUGCAGCUGCCCGAGGCCAGGAGCGGUGGCGCCGGGCGCGAGUGCUCCGCCAAGCCCUGCCGGAACGGCGGCACGUGCGUGCGCGGCGGCCGCUCCUACCGCUGCCGCUGCGCGCCRGGCUUCAAGGGCCGCCACUGCGAGCUGGCCUGCAAGAAGGUGCCCCUCUCGUGCACGCGGCUGUACUCGGAAACCAAGUCAUUCCCUGUGUGGGAAGGAGGCAUCUGCCGCUACCUGUACAGGCGCGUCUACAAGGUACACCAGGACCUCUGCUACCGGGAGAGCUGCGAGGGCAGCGCUGCCGCACACGCCACGCACAGGUAUGGCUGUGUCGCCAGCGCGCCGUGCGCUGGGGCGCUCACGCCACUCAUGCCACUGCCCUCCUCCUCUUGCAGGAAGCAGAGCGUCAGUCCCGCACUGAAGAGGCCCUAGAGCCUCGGAGCAGCAGGAGCUUCGUCCUUCACCGCCGGAGGCUCUGAGAUGCCCCAGCUGCUGCGCUUCGCUCCCGGCAGCAGCCAUGCCACCUUCCUUCCCGCUCCUCCCGUUGCCUCCGCUCCGUCACCGCUGCCUCGUCCCGCUGUCUCUGUCCUCAGUGUCAUGUGGCACCGCACCACACCGGCCCCAUCUCCCUGUCCCCAACCCCGCAUUUAAGUUAGCUCUGCUCCCCCUAGCUAAAGGGGCACCACAAAGCCUCAAGUCCCGGCCCAUAGUGAUCCCCGCUGCCCUCCCCGAAACGCUUCCCGCAGCCUUUGCCUUCCCCAUGUCCCCAAGGGCGGCCACCCCAAGGCCCCUGCUCCGCUGGCAGCAGCAGAGACCCCCGCAGCCCUUCGUGUGUCCCUGUUCCCACCGCCAGCAGAAGGCGAGGAGGGAAAAAAGGUUAAAAAAAAGUAAAAAGCAAAACAAAAAAACACCUCAAAUGCAUUUAGCUUAGAAGCGUAGCUAGCUUUUCACGAGUCUGUAUGGCGCCACUAGUUAAGCCCUAGCUGUGUCUAUUACUGUCCACGCUGUAUAUGCUAAAUUAAUACAGGCCAGAGGUGUCUCACAGCUAUAGGGUAGAGCGGCAGGGUGGGAGCAGGGCCCGGCGCUGCUCGGCAGGGCCUCCUCGUGUGCGGGCC
This is a messenger RNA of Nothoprocta perdicaria, 5111 nucleotides long. RefSeq names its product sushi, nidogen and EGF like domains 1 (gene SNED1). Gene Ontology annotation, molecular function: protein binding; calcium ion binding. Gene Ontology annotation, biological process: cell-matrix adhesion; heterophilic cell-cell adhesion; establishment or maintenance of epithelial cell apical/basal polarity. The coding region runs from base 1 to 4428 and encodes 1475 amino acids. Gene Ontology annotation, cellular component: plasma membrane; protein-containing complex. The record is from RefSeq and is a predicted model, not a curated record. The transcript is spliced from 32 exons. Lineage: Eukaryota; Metazoa; Chordata; Aves; Tinamiformes; Tinamidae.